This is a messenger RNA of Lycium ferocissimum, 1754 nucleotides long. RefSeq lists its product as uncharacterized. The transcript is spliced from 2 exons. Lineage: Eukaryota; Viridiplantae; Streptophyta; Magnoliopsida; Solanales; Solanaceae. The coding region runs from base 1120 to 1692 and encodes 190 amino acids. The record is from RefSeq and is a predicted model, not a curated record.
AAGUUUCUCCUAUAUCUGCUUCAUCUGGUGAGAAAUUCAAUGAGGUUGUAGUACCUCCAUCUCACCCAUAUUAUUUAACACCUUCAGAUUCACCUGCAAAACAACCUGAUAAAUGUUAGUUUUGACGGAUCUGGUUAUGGAAACUGGAAAAGGGGAGUUCUCAUCUCUUUAUCAGCAAAAAAUAAGCUGUUUUUCUUAAUGACAAGGCUAAAAUACUAAAGGAAGACUCACCAUGGUUUGAACAGUGGCAGAGGUGCAACGACAUGGUGAUUGCUUGGCUACUCAACUCUCUUAGCAAAGAGAUCUCUGAAAGAGUAAUCUGUUGUUUAACAACAGCAGAUUUAUGGAAUAAAUUACAAGAGAGGUAUGGACAACCUGAUGGGGCAAAACUUUUUCAGUUACAAAAGGAAUUGAACAACAUAUCACAAGGUAGCAGUGAUGUGGCUAUUUAUUUUAACAAAUUGAAAAAAAUAUGGGAUCAGAUGAAAAUUCUUAAUACCUUCAUGACUUGUACUUGUAAUUGUUAGUGUGGAACAAAAACACACAAUCACAAGAUGAAUGAAGACAUGAAAUUGGUUCAAUUUUUUAUGGGGUUAAAUGAAGCUUACUCAGGUUGUAAAGGGAACAUCUUAAUGAUGAAGCCAUUUCCCUAUAUUAGCCAAGCUUAUUCCAUUAUCUUACAUGAUGAAUCCCAAAGGGAAGUCCUUGCUGGGAAUCUAGUUAUACCAGAUUUAGCAGCUUUCAAUGCAGCAAAAUGAAGUCAACAAAAGAACAAUAAUGUAACCAACACAACAUCACCAAGACAGGAAAACUUUAGGUCAAGAAACAACCUAUUUUGCACCUAUUGUAAAAGGACCAACUAUGUCAGAGAGAAGUGUUAUAGGUUGAUAGGGUACCCAUAGGACUUCAAAUUCACUAACAAGCCAAAGAGAACUCAGUACAAUGCUAAGGAAAAUGCAACAACUACAAAGAAAGAUGUACCUACAGUGCAGAAUGCUGAGGAAAACAAGAUUUCUGCAAUGUUGAGUUCCCAUGGAUACACCAAAGAUCAGUGCGAUCAUCUACUUCAGAUGUUCCGCACUGUACAUUCUAAGAAUUUGAAAAGUGUUAAGAAUUCAGAUGGAAAUCAAUUUGCUAACAUGGCUAGACCUUCUUCUCAAGAAGAAUCAGAUUUUUGGUGAAGCUGCAGCAGGACUUUAUCUACUGAGAAGUGACACAUCCAGUUCCUCACCUAUCAAGUCUAAUCAGUUUUCUAAUUCUCUUUUACCUAAUCCACAUGCUCAGUCCAAGUAUGUAGAGUCUAGUGAUCAGUCUGUUUUUGCUUCACCUAAGACACAUGCUCAGUCCGAGCUUGUAGAGUCUAAUGAAGAGUCUUUGUUUAAUGUUUCUGAGAAAACUUUGAGUCCUGAUAUCUGUACUGAAUCUUACAUCAAUGCGAAAGACAAUGUUUCUGAAUUUUUUGAUUCUCAUAAAUUAUGGCAUUAUCGACUUGGACAUUUAUCUCGUAGUUCUAUGAAAUACAUUAAGGAAAUUCUAAUCCAACAUAACAACAAACAUGAAUUCCCUUGUGACAUUUGCCCUAUGGAAAGACAUUGCAAACUUCCAUUCCCAAGUAAACAAAUAACCACUACAGAUCCUUUUCACAUGAUCCACAUAGACCCUUGGGGGCCUUAUAAGACUCAGACAUAUUGAGGAGAAAAAUAUUUCUUAACUAUUGUAGAUGACUACACUAGAACAACUUGGACCUUUCUCAU